Molecule: messenger RNA, 681 nt
Organism: Tachysurus vachellii
Lineage: Eukaryota; Metazoa; Chordata; Actinopteri; Siluriformes; Bagridae
Gene: ndufb10
Product: NADH:ubiquinone oxidoreductase subunit B10
Exons: 4
Coding region: 99-611 (170 amino acids)
Source: RefSeq, a predicted model, not a curated record
GGUACGAGCGCGCAUGCGCACUGUAGAAAAUAGGAGAGGGUUUGAGGUCGAAUAGAAGAGGUUUUAAAAUCAAAUUUCCUUCAGUGUCAGAACUAAAAAUGCCGGAUGAUUAUGAUAAGGACGCGUACCCCGAACCCCCACGUCGGACUCCGGUGGUUGAUAAACAGACUAUUAUUCCAAACCCGGUUUUAAUCGCAUCGAAGAUUUUCUAUUACUCUGUGGAUCUGCCUGUGACCACAUUCAGGAAUGCUCUUGAAAGCCUCCAGCCCAAAAACAAACUCCAGUUCUACCACCAGAAGUUUCGCCGUGUGCCAGAGUUGACCGAGUGCCAAGAAGGCGAUUAUGUUUGCUAUUAUGAAGCAGAUAUGCAGUGGAGAAGAGAUCACAAGGUGGACCAGGAGAUUGUGAAAAUCAUUGAGCAGCGUGCCCGUGCCUGUCAGCAGCGUGAGGGGCCCAGCUACAAGCAGAACUGUGCUAAGGUCCUGCAGCAGUUUAAUGAGGUCUCCAGGGCUUACCAGUCACGCUAUGGUGAUCUUGGUGCAUAUGCCAGUGCAAGAAAAUGCUUAAUGAAGCAGAAAGAGAGGAUGCUAGAACAAGCACAGAAAGCAUAAACUCUUAUUUCUGUUGUGCUUCUCCACUUUAUGUAUAAAUGUGUAAAAUAAAUACAUUUACUGAAAAAAA